This is a messenger RNA of Erythranthe guttata (spotted monkey flower), 1210 nucleotides long. Lineage: Eukaryota; Viridiplantae; Streptophyta; Magnoliopsida; Lamiales; Phrymaceae. The record is from RefSeq and is a predicted model, not a curated record.
AUGGAUAUCGGCAGCAACCCUAAACGCGACGGCAGCUUCUUCAAGUACUGUGGUGGCGACCACCGCAAGAACCACCACAGUACGGCGGCGGCCAACGUCCACCACCACCACCACCACGGUUUCGGCGGUGCAGUUGUGAAAAUUGUGGUAGUGUUCGUGAUGAUCGGUCUAACUUUUGUAUUUGUGAAUAAAUCGGAUAAUUCGACUUCGACUCGGUUUGUGGACCGAUCUUCUCCUCCGUCUUUCGAUGUUUUUGAAGAUGAUGAGUUCAAAUCUGAAGAUUUAUCAUCCUAUGGAAAAGAAGAGAAUAACUUGGAGAACAUAUUGAGAAGAGCAGCAAUGGAGGACCAGAAAACAGUAAUAAUAACAACACUAAAUGCAGCAUGGACCGAACCACAUUCAAUAUUCGAUUUAUUUUUGGAGAGUUUCAAAAUCGGGGAUCGAACACAAAAUCUUUUGAAACAUUUGGUCGUUGUGGCUUUGGAUCAGAAAGCCUACUCUCGUUGCUUAGAAGCACAUCUCCACUGCUUUGCCCUCGGCGGCAGAGGUGGCGGCGAAGACUUCUCCGGCCUAGCGUAUUUCAUGGGCGGCAAAUAUUUGAAGAUCAUGUGGAAGAGAAUUGAUUUUCUACGCACCGUUCUUGAAAUGGGAUACAACUUUGUCUUUUCGGUAAGUACUCCAGAUGCUGACGUAAUGUGGCUAAGGGACCCGUUUCCAAGAUUCUACCCGGAUGGCGACUUCCAAAUCGCAUGCGAUAGAUAUAACCACAACUCAACGGAUUUGGGCAAUUUACCAAAUGGAGGGUUCACUUACGUCAAGUCGAACAAUCGGACUAUCCAGUUCUACAAAUUCUGGUACAACGGGAAAGACUAUUUCCCGGGAAAACACGAUCAAGACGUGUUCAACCUGAUAAAGUUCGACCCAUUUAUCUCGGAUAUCGGGUUGGGGAUCCGGUUCUUGGACACUGCUUAUUUUGGCGGGUUUUGUCAACCUAGCAAAGAUCUGGAUUUAGUUGUGACGAUGCAUGCGAAUUGUUGCAUCGGGUUUGAGAAGAAGAUCCAUGAUAUUGCAAUGGUGAUUGAUGAUUGGAAGAGGUAUAUGGGGAAUCAUAACUCGGGUCGGGUUUCUUGGACCGUUCCACGUGAGUGCGGUUUGAAUAAAACCGAGUAAUUUAGAGAGUACGAGAAUUAUGUGUAGUUGUAGAACAAUA